AACCAAUCAUUGGUGGACAAGUAGUCCAACCCAAGAUUGAAUGCCUUCCAAAGGCAAAGAAAAAACAUUAGCGCAUAAAACUCAAAAACACAAUCCGCAAAAUGUUGUCCAAUUUGCAAUAAUACUAAAAGGAGACAUAUUUUCAAACUCCAUAGUCACAAUGUCCAAAAUGAAGCCAAGAAGUGUAGCUGGUCCCCCAUUCAACUUCUUUCCUCUUAUGUUCGAAAAUUCUCGCAUUUCUUUUCCUUCAUAUCCCAAAAGGGAGCCAAAAAAAGCACAUGACAAAGAGUCUUACCUCUUUCCCCUCAUCCCAAACUACUAAAAUCCACACUAAGCAUAAAUAUCAUUGAUUUUGGAGCCACCCAAGAAAUACAAACAAACUGAAACAAUGUAUUAUAUAGUGAAUGUGUCAAGGGACAAUGCAAGAAUAAGUGGUCCACAUUCUCAGCAUCACCCUUACACAUAAUGCACCAAUGCGAUGAAAGACAAUUCAGAAGUUUUCUUUUUUGAAGCAUAUAACUGGUAUUAAUCUUCCCAUGCGUAACUGUCCAUGCACAAAUUUACAACUUUAAAAGCACUCGAGCCCUCCAAAUCUUCUAAUAUGGAAGAAAUAAAAGAAGUGAAGGAUCAUCAAUUAGAGAUUCAAAAUAAGAUUUGCAAGAAAAAAUACCCAAAGGAUUACUAAUCUAGAUUCUUUCAUCCAAAUGGAGACAAUAAGAGAUCAUUAAGCAUGGAAAGAUGCCCUACAAAUUCAGAAUACUCUCUAUCAUUAAGGGUCCUACGAAACCCAAAAUCUCAAGUACUCAAAGAUGAAUACAAAGUAACUAAAGAAGCAAUGUAUCUACCAUGUUAACAAGAAAGACGAUAAAGGUGAGGAAAAAAAACUGGAAAAAAAAAGAAGACUCUCCCGCCAAACAUCCUCCCAAAAUCGCACCCUGGACCCAUUCCCCACCAUAAACCUAACUCUUUGAAAGUAACUAGGUAACCUAUGGGCUUUGGAAGGACCCUAUGGACCUUAUUGGCAUCCCGCUCAUUACCUCUAAACCAGGUGUUAAUCAUGGAGGAGACUGAGCUUGUUUGAAGAAGCUGAAAACGCGGUUUGUGGCGUGGAUAAUAGCUUUGCUAGAAUAUCAACUACUCUAUCUUGGGUGGACAGAAAAUUGAUUUGGAGAUUUCCUUUGGCCACAUUGUCACUAAUGAACAAAGAGAAAUUUAGUAUGCUUCAUGUAAUUGUAGAGGAUGGGGUUUGCAAUGAGGAAAGCAGUGUCAAUAUUAGCACACCACAAUGUUAGGUGUUGAGGCUGUGGAACAUGGAGCUCUUUGAGAAGGGACUAGAGCCACAGAGUUUUAGAGGUAGUGUUAGCCAAAUCCUUAUAUUCUGCUUUGGUGCUAGAAUGGGUGAUGAUGCGCAGUAUACUAGAGGAGGUCGAUUAUAUACCACCAUUGAUUGAUGAGAAGACCAUUGGAAAUAUUGAGAAUGUUGCGACUCAAAUCCUCCAUAGUAGAACCAAGCAAAAUAGGAUGGACGGGAGGGUCGUGGUUCUAUUGAAGCGAGUGCCAAAAGGCCCUAGUGAGACUGAAGCGGCGUUAGACACAGCUUCUAUGGGUGUUAUGUCAGUCACUGGUCAAGGAUUUGAAGCACCUAGUGCUUUUGUGGCGGUUAUGCAGCUAGCGCAAAGGGGAAUACAAAGGAGUUGUUGCACAGGGUACACUAUAGGUGGAGGAAGAAGAUGGAUAACAACAGUGGAUGGUGGGUCAAAUUGUCGAGACUAUGUUGCUGCCGAACCAGGACAUCGAUAG
Molecule: messenger RNA, 1800 nt
Organism: Ilex paraguariensis (yerba mate)
Lineage: Eukaryota; Viridiplantae; Streptophyta; Magnoliopsida; Aquifoliales; Aquifoliaceae
Source: the annotation of a GenBank genome assembly